This is a messenger RNA of Drosophila eugracilis, 753 nucleotides long. Its product is annotated as pseudouridine-5'-phosphatase. The transcript has a single exon. The record is from RefSeq and is a predicted model, not a curated record. Lineage: Eukaryota; Metazoa; Arthropoda; Insecta; Diptera; Drosophilidae. Gene Ontology annotation, molecular function: phosphatase activity. The annotation marks the transcript as partial.
UGUCAGAGGAAGAUCAGGUUGAAAGAGCAGGUCUUAAGGCGUUGCUCUUUUCAGCCAGUAACCCAUUGCAUUUUCGAGUUGGAUGGCUUGCUGAUAGACAGCGAACGUUUAAGAGCUGAAACUGUCCAGAAGAUCUUGGAUCCCUAUGGUCAUACCUAUGGCUUCGAUCUGAAGAUGAGGUGCAUGGGAAAACCUGAAUCUGAACAGGCGGCCCUUAUAGUAAAGACCCUUAAUCUUCCCAUCAGUUUAACAGAGUUUGAGAAUCAGCAGGAGCUCGAGUGCCGCAGUAAAUUGGGUUUCAUAAGAUUAUUGCCGGGUGUGGAGCGUCUCCUGAAUCAUCUCAAUGAGUUCCAUAUCCCGAUGGCAAUUGGAAGUGGCAGCUGUCGGGACUCGUUUAGGAUCAAGACACGACGGCACUCAAAGCUCUUCGAUGUCUUCCAUCAUGUGGUUUUGAGUGGUUCCGACGAGGAGGUCAAAGCGGCGAAACCCGCUCCGGACAUUUUCCUUACCACCGCCUCACGUUUCAAGGACUCUCCUGAGCCCAGAAAGUGUUUGGUUUUCGAGUCUUCAUUAGUCGGUAUGGAGGCUGCUCUGGCGGCUGGAAUGCAAGUGGUUCUUGUUACCGAUCCUCUGGUCUCCAUUCGAGCAAGUGCUCCGGCGACUUUAAGACUGCGAUCAUUGGAGUUCUUUAAGCCGCAAUAUUUUGGUCUGCCACCUUUGUAAGAUAUAUGUGUUUUCUGGUGGUUAAGCUUU